Molecule: messenger RNA, 1339 nt
Organism: Ceraceosorus bombacis
Lineage: Eukaryota; Fungi; Basidiomycota; Exobasidiomycetes; Ceraceosorales; Ceraceosoraceae
Source: the annotation of a GenBank genome assembly
AUGGUUAGUACGCUUUUAUGCUCUCCCUCUCCUCAAUUUCUCAACGACAUAGCCUGGCAUUAGACUGGCGUCGGCGCGAAGCCCGGAAAGUCGGGUUGAUGGAGGAUAUCGAGGGGACAAGCGAAGCCCUGAGAUGGCGCUUCGGGGCAGGCUUCGUGGAGAUCAGCUAUGAGCGCCUAGGCAUCGAGGAUAGUCAUGCCUUGCUAGAGCUACUAGAGCCGCUCUACGCCCAGCUGGGUAUGCCUUCUGACGGACAAUGAUAGGCUUGAAUUGCGCCGGAGAUGCAGCGCGCAGUCUUGAGGGUCCGUGAUACACACCGGAUGAGCGCCGGGAGCUGUUGUUACUGGAGAGCACGUGUUCGAGCACAGGCAGCGAUCGGGAUUCAGAACAUACCUCUGACGCCCCAUUGCUCCUUUCCUGCGCAGGGUAUCGACAUCGCCAAGCACCACGUCAAGACUGGGCGCCGCACUGCGCCCAAGAGCGAGGACCCCUACCUCCUCCUCUUGGUGAAGGUGAGUGUUCGAUAUUUGGAGGUCGAUGGGUUCGGCAGAAGAGGAGGGAAGACAUGAGCAGAGGGCUUGAAGAUGAUUAGAGGGCUGGCAGCACAGCAGGUGUCCAGUUGCAUUUGGCUAUUGAGCACGAAAGGCUGGGGGACCAGCGAAUCCCUGCGCACGAGCUGGACAUUGAAGGCAACGCUGGCCACAUGGCAUGCAUUGCAUUGCCACCUCGCGUGCUCACACGCCCUUGCUUCGAAUUCUUUCUCAGCUCUACCGCUUCCUUGCUCGCCGCACCGACUCUCGCUUCAACAAGGUUGUUCUGCGUCGGCUUUUUAUGUCCAAGAUCAACCGUCCUCCAGUUUCCGUCUCUAGGGUGGUGUACCUUUCUCGCAACCAGGGAGGCGUUUCCAAGUCCGGCGAGGCACCCAAGACUGUAGUAGUGGUGGGAACCAUCACCGACGACAACCGUCUUCUGGACCUGCCCAAGCUGUCCAUUGCUGCUCUGCGCUUCACGCGCACCGCCAAGGCACGCAUCGAGGCUGCGGGUGGUGAGGCGCUCACACUGGACCAACUGGCCCUUCGCUCUCCCAAGGGAUCCAACACCGUUUUGCUGCGUGGCCCCAAGAACGCUCGUGAGGCCGUCAAGCACUUCGGCAUGGGCCCUCACAAGCACAAGAAGCCUUACGUGCGCUCCACUGGUCGCAAGUUCGAGCAGGCCCGUGGACGAAGAAAGAGCCGUGGUUGUGAGUGUCGAUACGAUGCUUCGAGGCGGAGCAAUGUUGCGCCACACGUUCCACACGACCUACUGACACGAUUCGUCUUGGUCCACAGUCAAGGUCUAA